Molecule: messenger RNA, 1916 nt
Organism: Harmonia axyridis
Lineage: Eukaryota; Metazoa; Arthropoda; Insecta; Coleoptera; Coccinellidae
Product: ubiquitin carboxyl-terminal hydrolase MINDY-3 homolog
Exons: 8
Coding region: 414-1748 (444 amino acids)
Biological process (GO): protein K48-linked deubiquitination
Molecular function (GO): K48-linked deubiquitinase activity; calcium ion binding; cysteine-type deubiquitinase activity
Source: RefSeq, a predicted model, not a curated record
UGUAAGUGAUUCAAGAUAGUAAUAAAAUAACCGAAUCACAUAACUCACAUGAAAUAUUUUUUACUAUCAAUAAGACAACAAACAUCUGAUGAUUUCUGAAAAUAUCCUAGUGAUAUGAAAAGUAACCAUAAGAAUAAAUGAGGUGGAUGAUCUACUUUUUUAUGUAAUUUGAACAAAAAAUUUGCAAUUAUUGAAAUAUUGCCACAAUACGUCUACUAUGAAAUCUGUCAAAUGUAUAUCCAGAUGUUUUCUGAUAUUUUUUUAUUAACUAAAAUUUUCUCUGUUGUCAGUGAUAUUUUAUCUGCAGAACCUCAAAUGCAAUCAUUCUUGUCAUUUACUCUAACCUCAAGAUUUUAACAUAAGAUUUUACGUUAUCUUUUGAAAAUUAGAUUUAAAAUAGUGAAAUUAUCACAAUGGCAGAAAUAUUACCGUCUGCAAUUGAACAAGAACUAUUGGGAAUUAAGCAUUUAUUAUGGGGAAAUGAGGUCAAGCCAGAUAUAUUCAAAAGAUGGUCCCAGGGAUUCUACUUCAGCGAAAGCGAACCAAGUGCUCUAGAACAAAUAAGUGGUGGACCAUGUGCGAUACUAGCACCCGUUCAGGCAUUUAUUUUAAAGAAUUUCUUGCUAGAAUACAAAGAUUUAUCAUUUAGAGACAGGGUCAAUUCGGAAAUUAUAAGCAGUAAAUUAAUAGAUGCUUUAAUAGAGAUUUUAGAACAGUGUAAAACACAAAAAUAUCAUUUGGUAUACUUGAACAGUGAAGUGCUGCAUGGUAGCACAGAAGCAAAUGAAGCCAAUUGUGAUAUUCUGGAGAAAAAAGAUAAUGAUAGAUUUUUUUAUCAUAGCAUAACGACUCCCUUUGAUUUUCAUGAUAGAUUGAAAGUGGUUGUAUAUGAAAGAAUUGAAGAUGUGAGAAAGUAUUUUAUAGAGAAUAUUGGCAGUAUUAAAUCUCAAUAUGGAGUACUCUUAUUCCUUUAUUCUGUGAUACAUACAAAGGGCUUAGAGCAAGUCAAAAUAGAGUCAGAAACUUCAGAACCAUUAAUUGAUGAAACUUAUGGUUAUGGUAGUCAAAGCCUCAUCAAUCUAAUGAUAACAGGAAGAGCUACCACUUAUGUUUGGGACCAUGAACAGGAUGUAGGAGGCUUGAGGCUAAAAGGGAUUGCUGAACAAAGUGCAAUAGGCUUCAUAACAGUGAUGGAACAUCUACGUUUUUGCACUGUCGGUUCCUUUUAUAAGAAUCCUAAAAAUCCAGUGUGGGUGAUUGGAUCGGACACACAUCUUACAGUUAUAUUUAGUGAUGAAUUCAAAUUGGUUAGUCCAGAGACAAAGAGUGAAGAGGCAAGAAGAGUUUUCAAGAGUUAUGAUCCAGAUGGCAACAAUUUCAUAAAUUCAAAUUUACUAGGAAAUGUUUUAGAGACAUUAGGACUUUGUAGUGAUAAAGAAUAUGUAGAUCUUAUGAAAAGGAAAUUGGACUCAGAAAGUCUGGGGAUCAUCUUGCUAAAUGCUUUUAUGGAAGAAUUCUUCCCAAAAGAAGAAUCGUCUGUACCUGACAUGUUCAGAUUGAUACAUUAUAAUGGAUUAUCCAGUAGUAAUAUAAAUAGUGAGGUACAGUAUCACGUCGGUUCUGCCAUUUUAUUAGAGAUGGAUAUAAAAUCAAUUUGUGACUCGAAUCCCAUUCUAACUGCGCUUCAGACUAAGUGGCCUAACAUCGAGGUAAACUGGGAUAAAAAUAUGUUGCCUUCCUUAAAUUGAUUCCAUAAAUAACGUUUUACCAUACUAUGUUCGUUAUGAGUAUGCAUCUUUUCUUUUGUGUAUGCAUUUAUACAUGAUGUAGAUUUUAUAAAACGAGUGUGUUGAAAAUAUGACGCUGAUUAUUAUGUUAUGUUAUUUCUUUUGAAAAAUAAAUUCAAAGUUAUUGAA